Molecule: messenger RNA, 2934 nt
Organism: Durio zibethinus
Lineage: Eukaryota; Viridiplantae; Streptophyta; Magnoliopsida; Malvales; Malvaceae
Source: RefSeq, a predicted model, not a curated record
AAAUUGAGAAGAGAGAUAAAGAAAAAUGGAAGGCCAACCAUAAUGUAACCUCUUUGCAUAUGCAUGAUCCCUUUUAGUGGAGGCAAAUGCAGGAAGCUGAAAGCCAAAUAACGGUUGGAGAUUCUGACCUUUCACUUGUGUGAGCUUGCAAGAAAGACAAAGUUAAGGGAUAGUUUGGAUGUGGCUGCUGCUUCAGUUUGGUACUUGCCAUAUGUAAAUGUUAAAUCCAUUUAAUCUAGUACUCCUCACUCAUUGGGAUCUUCAACUCCCUCAAAGAACAGAAAGAAAAGCCCAGAAAUCUUGGCCGUUCAAUCCAUCAACGAAUGGUUCUCACUUGAUUACACGUGCUGCCUAUCUUUUCUUCCCCUUUUAAUCUUUGGCUUCCAUGCAUGGAAUUCUCCUCCAACUAUAACACAAAAACAAAGGGGAGAGAGAAAGAGAAAGCGUCAUGGUUUUUUUGCUUUGAUUGUUCUUCUUAUAGGCCUGUUCAUCGCAUCAUUGGCGACCCAUCUCCUUUCAAAAUCUUUAUUUUUCUCAUUUAAAAAGCCAUUAAAAGCUUUUUGUUUUUUGUUAAACCAUUGGAAGGUGUUGAGGUUAAAAAAAAAAAAAGAUUUAAAGAGUUUCUUUUUGUGGGUCGGAUCUCUUUGUUGUACUUAAAACAAAGAACUGUCACAUCUCAACUCCUGAUUCUCGUCUGAUCAUCUCCACCCAAACAAAAGCAAGAAACUUUGUGAUCUGUUUUCUCUGCUCUUUGAUCUGGAUUCUGAUUCUUGUUUCCUAUGCUUGCUUCUUCAGUCUUCACUAUUAAAGGCGUCUUCUUGGUCACAACGAAGAUCAUGAAAAAUGCAGUCUUUUGAAGAUUUGAGGUAAGAAAUGAGCUACUGAUCCUGUUUCCUUUACUUGGUAUUUUCUGUUUUUCAGUGAUCACCUUCCAUUGAUUUUUAAUGGAACAAAAUCAAGAGAAGAAGUUUGUUUGCAAGUUUUGCAACAAGAGGUACCCAUGUGGGAAGUCCUUAGGUGGUCACAUAAGGACUCAUAUGAAUAAUGAGAAUUCUGCUGAAGCAGAGGAAGGGGCAGCUGAACUCUCCAUAAACAAGCUUCUUUCCAGCAGUAAUGUAAGAAACACCAACAGAGUUGCUGAGGCUGAAGCUGGUGGCCAAUCUGCUGCUUAUGGUCUGAGGGAGAACCCCAAGAAAACCAAGAGGUUUUCUGAUUCAGGCAACGCUUCUGUACUCAAAGAGAUGAUUUGUAAAGAAUGUGGUAAGGGUUUCCAAUCAUUGAAAGCUCUUUGUGGUCACUUGGCUUGUCACUCAGAGAAAGAGAGGGUCUUUCAGAAGUUUGAGGAUCAUUCAGGUAAUAGUGAAAAACAGAAGAUGAUAAUGGAUAGUCAGUCAGAUACUGAAACAUCGGCUCCAAGUAGGAGGAGGAGAUCCAAAAGAAUAAGGUACAAGCCAAUGGGCGUUUACUCUAAUAAUUCAGUUUCUUUGGCAAAUGGUUCUUCUUCUGUAUCAGAGAUAGAGCAAGAACAAGAAGAGGUGGCUAUGUGUUUGAUGAUGCUGUCAAGGGAUUCUAGUUGUAAGAAAGGAUUGAAUUCGAUUGCUGACUCUUCAGAUAACAAUUCUGUCGUUUUGGAAGCUAAAUCAUCGUCUAUUGAUGUGAGGAUUACUAUUAAGAAUGACAUGAAAUGUGUUUCUAACGGUGGUGAGUUUCUGAAGAUGAAAAAACAAAGAGACAGCAAGUUGAAAUCUGUUGAGUCCGGUCCUUCUUCUGAGAAUACUGAUUCUGGGUAUUUUAGGAAUGGGCACAAGAAGGUGGAAUCAGAUGUUUCUGUCGAUGGGUUUCUCAAGAAAGUUGAAUUUAAGAAACUUAAGGUGGAGUCUGGAUCUGGGUUUGAGGACUUUGAUGCAAAAUUUGGGAAGGGAUUGAGUAAACUCAAAUGUGAGAAAACUGAAUUUCCGAAGGAUUUGGUUAGUGAAGUAGGAGAUAAUCGAGCAGAUAGAGCUUUGACCAAGUAUGAUUUAAGAAGAAGUGCCAAGAAUGAUUAUUCCAGUCCUGAAUUUUUCUGCAACAGUUCUCCAAAGGGAAGCAAAUAUGAAUGUUUGACCUGUAACAAGACCUUCGAUUCCCACAGGGCUCUUGGAGGACACAGAGCAAGCCAUACAAAGGUUAACGACUGCAGUGAGUCAAUACAUGAGAGUGGUGGAGAAUGCUUAGCAAAUUAUUCUUUUCCUUUUCCAAUGACUGAUAGCAAAGUUACCAAGUCUUCAUAUGGAAAAAGCCAAAGUACUCCUCGUGGUUCAUCUGGCAAUGCUGAGAAAAGACUGGGAUCAAAGAAAAACAAGGGGCAUGAAUGUCCAUUCUGCUUCAGGGUUUUCAGGUCAGGCCAAGCUUUAGGAGGUCACAAAAGGUCCCAUUUCGUUGGAGGUUCCGAGGACAGAACAUUGGUGAUCAAGCAAGACUCACCAGAGAUGCCAGCUCUAAUCGAUCUUAACCUUCCAGCUCCUAUUGAGGAAGAUGCAAUUGGGAAUGCUGGGUUCAUGCCAUGGUAGAUUGGAAGCACCAGAAGCAUGACUCUUGCUGGUAUAGCAAAGUGGGUUUUGAUGUUCUAAAUGAGAAAAUUUUUGGGCAUAGGUUCGUUCAACAUGAUGCAAGAGAUUUUAGAGUGUAUAGACAAGUAAAUUUAAUUUUUUGUGUUUUCCCUGGGCUUCAAAUUCAAGUUGGUCUUUUGCUAAGGUAAAUGUUCCUCAUCUGUUGCUUUUGAACUGUGAAGAGCAGGUUCUCUUGCAUUUGGAAGUUCUUUUCUUUUGAUUUUAUCUAAUGUUCUUGGAUUAAAUCUUCAUUCUUACAACUUUCAUUUCUUUGUCCAUCUAUUUUAUCUUGAAACAUUAUCAACUAUGUUUCCUGUUUAGAACACCAUUUUCCAUGUUAAAGUAC